GACGAAGAAGACAAUGCAAGCAAACCCUCGAAGAGACAGAAAGCCGACGAUAAGAAAGUUUCGUCGCCAACAACACCGUCGCCGGUGUCGUCCGAACCACAGGUUCCAAAGGCUCAGAAGCCGGAUGGCGGCGCUCAACACGCUGGAGCAGCAGACCAAAAUUACCAAGUAAGUUAG
Molecule: messenger RNA, 177 nt
Organism: Gongylonema pulchrum
Lineage: Eukaryota; Metazoa; Nematoda; Chromadorea; Rhabditida; Gongylonematidae
Source: the annotation of a GenBank genome assembly